Molecule: messenger RNA, 4657 nt
Organism: Oncorhynchus nerka (sockeye salmon)
Lineage: Eukaryota; Metazoa; Chordata; Actinopteri; Salmoniformes; Salmonidae
Product: signal-induced proliferation-associated 1-like protein 1
Exons: 19
Coding region: 488-4657 (1389 amino acids)
Biological process (GO): regulation of small GTPase mediated signal transduction; activation of GTPase activity
Cellular component (GO): cytoplasm
Molecular function (GO): GTPase activator activity; protein binding
Source: RefSeq, a predicted model, not a curated record
GCGCGACCGAGGCGGAGGCUGUCAAGCAACUUUGUGUAUGAACUUCCAAGUUUUGAACGAUAGCAAAAGGAAGGAGAAACUGGAGUAAAGGGAACAACGGAUAAGAAAAGACAAUACUAUUUUGACGUUUUUGUCGUGGUGAAAAUCUAGAGACUCGACGCUCACCUUGUGGCCAAACAUUGUGAUAGAGGUUUUCCUGGAAUCUGUGUCUCUGAGAACGGCGGAGGUGGGGAGAGGAAAGAUUAUCCUGAGACUGACACACAGGACAGGACAGGAGCCUAGUUCACCAGAGACCGACGCAGCAUACAGACCUGAGGAGGACCAACACUAGCAACAACCUUCUGUCUGCUCUGCCUUUCUCUUCCUCCUCCAGUCCUCCCAGCCACCCAUGCUCUGUGAGGCUCUCUAUCCUCUCCUCUCCCUGGGCAUAAUGCUCCAUCUCUACUGCUGAGCUCUCCCUUACCCCACCUUACCCCCUAACUCCACCAUGACCAGUCUGAAGCGGUCUCAGACGGAGCGUUCGGUGGGCGGCUCGGUACCUGCCUCUGAUGAAUUCUACACCCGUCGCCUGCGCCUCCCCAAUGGUGGCGCCCCCCCACCUCGCUCGGAGAGCACCCACCUCACCUCCUCUUCCUCAUCCGGCUCCUCUUCCUCCUCCACCCCGGGGGUUCCCAAGAUGGGAGUCAGGGCCCGCGUGGCGGACUGGCCCCCAAAACGGGAUGGAACGGGCGGGGUGUGGCACAUCACCGUAGAUACGGACUCCCCGAGUUCCACCAUGUCAUCUUCAGGUGGCGGAGAAUGUGGAUCAGGCGGGUCAGCCGGGGAACGCGGGUCGGCCGGGGAACGCGGGUCGGCCGGGGAACGCGGAGAAAGAGAACGGAGCUCGGGUUCAGGCUCGGCGCCCACGGCCCAUAGCAACCUGUCGGCUAAACUGGGCCACCUGAUCAGCCCUCAGGACUCCUCGAUGCUCCGGAACAUCCACAACACCCUGAAGAGCAAGAUGCACCACAGCAGACAUCACAGCAAAGACAACCGCUACCUGUCACCAGACGGCUACCAGGGCUCGCCGCGUAAAGGCAUGAGGCGUAUCCGCCAGCGCUCCAACAGUGACAUCACUAUCUCUGAGCUGGAGGGUGACGGGGGCGAGGGCUGGUCCUUCUCCGGCUGGACGCCCAUGCACCGAGAGUACGGAAGCACCUCCUCCAUAGACAAACAUGCAGGCUCAGGGGAGAGCUUCUUCGAUAUGCUCAAGGGCUAUACGUCCCAGGAGGCUCCUGAUCAACGCAGCCCGGCACCGGACAGACUUGGUGAGCUGCUGACGGUGGCCCCGCACAAACAGGCUGCCCUGGAUCUACCUGAUGGACCCCUGGGUCCUACCAGAGGUAGCCCCGCCAGUCGCCUGAAGGAAAGAGAGAAACACCUGAAGAGGAGGUCCAAGUCGGAGACUGGAGGGGAGUCCAUCUUCAGGAAGCUCCGCAGCGUCAAGGCCGAGGGUGACUCGUCCCGGGCUGGGUCUGAUGUGGAGGAUGGGGUGCGGGAGGACGUCAGCGGCCCCCCUCCCAAACCCUGGUCCUGUCAGAAAGGCUUCGCUCACUUUGACGUGCAGAGUAUCCUCUUCGACCUCAACGAGGCCAUCCAGGGUCGACAGUCCGGCGGGAAACGCAAGAACACCACCACGGGCGCCUCCGCCGCGGCCGCCGCCUCGGCCUCAGCCACUUCCUCGCUCUCGUCCAAUCAGAGCGGGGUAUGCGGCGGGGGCGGGUCUCCGUGCGGGUCCCAGGAGGAGCUGAGCGGGAAGGAGGGGGGCACGGGACAGGGAGGGACUCACACCACUAACCCUGCCCUAGACCCUGGUGAUGAGAAGAGCAACGAUCUGGUGCUGAACUGUCCUUGUUUCAGGAAUGAACUGGGAGGAGAGGGAGAGAGGGACAUUGGCCUCUCUAAACGGCAGGGUAGUAUAGGCAGUGGGGGCAGCACCAGUGGCUCUGGGGGGGGAAGUGGCUCAGAGGAGGGACCCCUGGAGACCUCUCUCCCCCACUUCACCAACGCCGGGGUGUCUGUGCUGGAGGCCCCUAAAGACGGACAGGGACAGCAUGCUGAUAGGGCCAAACGAUCUGUGGAGCACUGCGACCAGGGGUCUUACUACUACAGGAAAUACUUCUAUCUGAGAGAGCAUUGGAACUACCUGGGUGUCGAUGACACUCUGGGUCCAGUAGCAGUGAGUUUGAGGAGAGAGAAGCUAGAAGAACACAAGGAGCAUGGACAGCAGUACGAAUACAGAGUCAUCUUCAGAACCAGCGAGCUCACCACCCUGCGUGGGUCUAUCCUGGAGGAUGCGGUGCCAUCUACCUCAAAGCACGGCCUGGCGCGGGGUCUACCCCUCAAAGAGGUGCUAGAUUACCUGGUACCAGAGCUGAACACCCACUGUCUCAGACUGGCUCUCAACACACCUAAAGUCACAGAGCAGCUGAUGAAGCUGGACGAACAGGGGUUGAGUUUCCAGUUGAAGGUGGGGGUGAUGUACUGUGCGUCGGGACAGAGCAGUGAAGAGGAUAUGUACAACAAUGAUUCGGCAGGUCCUGCUCUGGAGGAGUUCCUUCAGCUGCUGGGGGAGAGGGUCCGACUGAAAGGAUUCACCAAGUACCGAGCCCAGCUGGACACUAAGACUGACUCAACAGGGACCCACUCCCUGUACACCACCUAUAAGGACUAUGAGGUGAUGUUUCAUGUCUCCACCAUGCUGCCCUACACACCCAACAACAAACAACAGCUCCUGAGGAAGCGUCACAUAGGGAAUGACAUAGUGACCAUCGUAUUCCAGGAGCCCGGGGCUCAACCCUUCACCCCCAAGAACAUACGGUCACACUUUCAACACGUGUUUGUAGUGGUGAGAGCACACCAACCCUGCUCUGACAACACCUCCUAUAGCGUGGCGGUCACUCGUUCUCGUGACGUCCCGUCCUUCGGCCCGCCCAUCCCAGAGGACGUGUCCUUCCCAAAGUCCUCCGUGUUCCGGGACUUCCUCUUGGCCAAGAUCAUCAACGCAGAGAACGCCGCCCACAAAUCGCACAAGUUUCGCGCCAUGGCGACACGGACACGUCAGGAGUACCUCAGAGACCUGGCAGAGCGCCACACCACGUCGACCCCCAUCGACCCGUCCGGGAAAUUCCCCUUCAUCUCAUUGGCUCACAAGAGGAAGGAGAAGAGUCGUCCGUACGCGGGGGCGGAGCUUCGGAGCCUCGGCGCCGUCACGUGGGCGGUCCACGCCGAGGAUCAUGGGGCGGGAGGAGAGCUCGAAGCACUACUGGCUAUCUCCAACGACUUCCUCAUCCUAUUGGAUCAGGAGGCCAAGGCCGUGGUGUUUAACUGUGCUACUAAGGACGUGAUUGGCUGGACGCUGGGGAGCCCCGCCUCCAUGAGGAUCUUCUAUGAGAGAGGGGAGAGUGUGUCUCUGAGGUCUGUCAGUAACAACACAGAAGACUUCAGAGAGGUGGUGAAACGACUGGAGUACCUGACUAAGGGUUGUGAGACGUCUGAGAUGACACUACGUCGUAACGGGCUGGGCCAGCUGGGUUUCCAUGUCAACUACGAGGGCAUCGUGGCAGAGGUGGAGUCGUACGGGUACGCCUGGCAGGCGGGGCUGAGGCAGGGCAGCCGAUUGGUCGAAAUCUGCAAGGUUGCCGUGGCGACACUGACCCACGAACAGAUGAUAGACCUGCUGAGGACGUCGGUCACCGUCAGGGUAGUCAUCAUCCCGCCACACGAAGACGCUACCCCACGCAGAGGUUGCUCUGAGCUCUACCGUAUGCCAGUGGUUGAGUAUAAGGGCAGUGGUGAGAGUGGUUCGUUUGACUACAAGUUCCCGUUCCGCAGCAAAGACAACAAGUGGCAGAGAACUUCCAGUAGUCCCCAGCAGUCCCUGACGGCCUCCCCCCAGCCGCACACCCCCAACCGGGCCGUCAGCCUGGGGAGCUCUGGGGGGAAGACUCUGUCUGCUGAACGCCCAGAGAGAAACGCUGCUAUUCCACGCAGUGUUAGUAGUGAUGGACGGCCGCUGGAUACCAAGAGAAUGUCUCCGGGCAGUGAGAACUAUGCCGUAACCUCCUCUCUGGCUCUGGGCCGUUCUCCUCACAACCGAUCUUCCCCCUCCAACCUCUCCUGUUCCACUGACACCUCACAGCACUGGAGGACUCAGAAGUCUAUGCCUGAGGGGUUCGGAGAACGCAGACAACACUCUCCUUUAUCUACGGAGCGGCAGGUGGUGGGAGAAGGAGGGGCUAGCGGCAAGUCCACACCAAAUUGGCCGAGAGUAGAGGAAGGGGGUGGGUCCGACAGAGGUUCUACAGCCCCCCAACAGCUCUCCCCAACAGCCCCCCAACAGCUCUCCCCCAGCCCCCCAACAGCCCCCCAACAGCCCCCCAACAGCUCUCCCAACAGCUCCCCCAACAGCUCCCCCAACAGCUCUCCCCCAACAGCCCCAACAGCUCUCCCCAACAGCUCUCCCCCAACAGCUCUCCCCCAACAGCCCCCCCAACAGCUCUCCCCCAACAGCUCUCCCCCAACAAAUAAUAGUGAAGACACAAACGAUCACACCCGAGGAGCCAAAGUCACACCUGAUGAGCCAAAGUCACACCUGAUGAGCCAAAGUCACACCUGA